This is a messenger RNA of Symbiodinium sp. CCMP2592, 843 nucleotides long. NCBI's taxonomy places the organism in Eukaryota, Dinophyceae, Suessiales, Symbiodiniaceae. The record is from the annotation of a GenBank genome assembly.
AUGGCCAACCUCACUUCCUGGAGCUUGGGCUCGGGAGUGCUGGGCGCGGGCUCGGCACCAACCUUCGGACAAGACCGUGGUGGCUUCUCACCCUCCGCCUUCUCCGCGCCGGCCUCCGGUGGGCCAAGCCACCUCGAGUCCAUCGGUCGUCGCUGGGAGCUUCAUCCGGAGGAGCAUCGCAGCCUUCCUCCGGUAGGCGCCUCCGCGCCCCCAGCGACCCCGGCCUCGGCGCCGGCGCUGGCUUCGGUGAUGGCGCCACCAAGUAGCGCGGGAUUGCAAAGCUCGCCGCCCAACUCCUUCUCUUCACAAGCUUCGGCGGCGCCCCUUUUGCCCUCACAGGGACCGGGAAGCCACGCCCGCAUCUCCGUCCCCAAGCUCAUGGACGAUGGCAGGUUGGGCCUGAUCAUACAGAACUGCUGGGUGUCGAGCAUCAGCAACCCUGUCGCGGCGCAGUGGGGCUGGCAGGUGGGCGACCACAUCCUGCAAGUGAACGGCCAUCCGGUGUCAAACAUGCAGCAACUCUCGGAGGAAAUCAGGCGGGCGGUGAACUCGCACCAGGCGGUGUCCCACCCGCUCAUCUUCGACGUCUGGCGCCCGAUGAGCGGAAGCGCCGCAGCCCACUCAGCGGCAGGCGGAGCGGCGCGGCGCCGGCAUUGGGAAUGCUGCUCCGCGCUCGACUGUGGUGCCGAGCCAGAUAUGCCUCCGCCUCCUUCAGCGGUUACUGGCUACGGCCAAAGCAUCAGCCAGACGCAGAUUGCUCCGGCCUCGGCUACUAGCGCGCAGGCCGUGCCCCUGGCGCCUGCUGGAGGGGGUCGUGCCCAGCGCCGGCGGGCGCUUUGCUGA